Helicoverpa zea (corn earworm) is the source of this 7886-nucleotide messenger RNA. RefSeq lists its product as uncharacterized. The record is from RefSeq and is a predicted model, not a curated record. Gene Ontology annotation, cellular component: nucleus. Bases 263 to 2422 code for a protein of 719 amino acids. The transcript has 12 exons. Lineage: Eukaryota; Metazoa; Arthropoda; Insecta; Lepidoptera; Noctuidae.
UGUGUUCUGUCAGUCACUCUUGAUGUUAUUGAAUAAAGAUUUGAGUUUUAUUUAUUUAAAGCCACAAACUGUAACACCGUUAUUUAAGAUAAACUUGUGAAUGUUUUUUCAUUAAUUCAGUUUAUUCCAUUUUUAAGAAAAAGAUGUGCCGGGUAUUUAACAAGUUAUCGUUAUGAAGCAGAGGGACCAAACUUACUUUUGCACAUUAAAUAGCAAUACAAUUGUUGAUAUCAUUUUUUUAUAGUUGUAAAAUGAACACAGUAUGUCUUAUUUGAGCGCUUCGGAAAAUGUGGGCUUCAGUGGUAUUCCACAAAAUAUAUCAGAGGCGAGCUGUGCCACACAGUAUAAAAUGGCAGUCGAGGGGGUGUCCUCCGGGAGCUGUGGUGAAGUGAACAUGUUCCUGCAUGAUAACUCAGGGGACGAGCAGCCUUACAUACAUCUCAAUGACAAUUUCUACUCCAAAUUUAAAAUUGAUCCCAACGAAUUAUACACAUUUCAUGACUCUGAUGUCAUUGCUGGAGAAAUUACUGUUAGUCACACAGAAGAUAAUUUUAUCUUCUCUGAUAAUGUUGAUAUUAAGAGUAAGCUUCUAGCAGAAAGUCCGAGUAAAGAGCUUGAUCUCAUUGGUGCAUUCACAAAUGGCGAUAUCAAGGAUGAUAUCAAGAAGGAGGUGGUAUCUAAUGGACAUUACCCACCAGUCCAUUCGGUGGCCAAGCCCACUGCAAACUAUAAAGAAAGUAAGACUACUCAUACCAAAGUUUUGAAAGUAAAAAAUCAAACUCAGGUGAAGGAGCCUGCAAGAUCAGAAUCGUUUAGUGAAGCUCGAAGACUAAGUGUUCAUAGCCCUAAGGCGCAAAGCACUGCCACCGCCCCCUCCCAAUGUACGAAAAACAGUAUUAAUAGUGCUAGUACUACAAGUAAUGCCAAGUCUUCAUCGAAACAAUCAGGUGGGAUGGAGACGUUUUUAGAUGUGUUUAAGAGAGAGCAAGGCUUAGUUGAAAAUGCAUCUGUACUUGUCAAAACUGAACCGUCAGCCAUGCCCGCUAAAGUUCCAAUGUCUCCUCCGAAAAAAGCUUCAUCUGGCAAGACUUCACAGUCGAAGCCCCGCCGCGGUCGCGGGCCUGCGGUCCACGAGGCGUUGCAGCGGAUACCGGCGGUGCGGAAGGCCAUACCGCUGCCGAAUGACGCGUGGCACGCCCCGGGUGACGCUCUCUUCCAAUGUGGUCCGUUGGGCGAGAGACCACUUGCCUUCAGGCAGAUUGAAAGCAGCAGCAGCGAUGAUGAUAACAUGCCUGAUUUUGCAGAAGCAGGUUGCGUCUCAGCGUGCGUAGAAGAAAGUGCCGCCGAAUCCCGCGGCGCUCGGCUGGCGUUACGUCGCGCGGCACUGCGGCGCCACGUGGCGCGGGCGCACGACGCGCUGGCCCUCGCCGCGCACCACCGCAACCAUCGCGCGCUCGCCUCGCUACUCAAGAAACAGCUGAACAGACCAGGGUCAUCAGGUAGUCUUCCAACUCAGACGGUGAAUCAUCUGCUCGCGCUACGUGGAAUGCCCUCAGUGCUAACGUCUCAAGAACGUAGGAAACUAAGGGAGACGGGCUGGUCAGGCGGCGAGAGCGGCACCCGAGAGGCCACAUCCGAGUGCGGCGCCGAUCGCUGCGACCGUCCCUCACUAGCCGGCGCCCGCUACUGCCUGUCGCACGUGACGCGGGCGCCGGACCAGCGCCUGUACGCCGCCUGCGCCGCCGUGUUCGCGGGCGGAGCGCGCUGCAACCAGCCGCUGUUGCCGCUGCACGACCUCACGCCGCUCUGCGCUGAGCACGCGUGGAAGAGGGAUAACUACGACAAGCUGUCCCGCGACUGCCGGCCGAAGAAGGUGGUCCGUAAGCGCGCCUGUCCCGCCGCGCCCCGUGCCCCGCGCCGCGCCAAGCGCCGCCGCCGCGUGCCCGCGCGGCUACGCGGAGCCGCGGAUACACCGCCUGCGGAACAAUCUUUAUCUGAACUGAACGUGUGUUCGAACUCGUCGACAUACGACAGUUCGGAGGAGGCGGCGAUGGGAGCACUCAGUGAGACCGAGUACGUCACUGUAGCUAGUGACUCGCAUGAGAUGGAAGUGGAAGUUGGGCAUGUACCACCGGACGACAUAUUGGAUCCAGCUGUGCUCAGUCAAAUACCCGAUGAAGCGUUCACGGAGUUUUUCAAUCAAGCUGAAGGUGGCACAGCAUUCGCAGAAAGUUCGGAGUUAGCGGCGGCAUUAGAAGCAGUGCUGGACGAGAGAGUGCUGGACGAGCGAGUGCUGGACGAGCGAGCGCUGGACUCCAUCGCCGACUGUGUGUUCCACUCGCCUCACGCGCAUUAUGCUAAGAACAAGAUGCAGGUAUCGACGUCGAUGCCUAUGGAGAUAACAUCGCGCGUGCCCUCAUAACACAGUAAUUUUACACAUCUUACUUUAAGCUAUAAUAAACUCGUAUGUACUAUAAACCUUAGGAACAAAUUCGAUAUUCAUAGUCUCAAGAGGUGGAAAUAUUUUUCUUCAUGCUUUAAUUUUUGUAUGUGUGCGUGUGUAGCGAAGAUGUUUGUGUGGGUUGUGAUUCGGAUUGAUGUAUGCAGUUUUGUGGGGUACCAACCUUUUAAUCAAUGUGGCUAAGGAACUCUUAAAUAGGUACUAGUGCGGCGCCCGCAAUUUGUUUGCACACGUCAUUAAAAGACAAUAGAUGUUGGACGUGCGAUGACCGCAUGCGGGCGAGAAAAACAAUGGUUGAAAUCUUUGACGAAUAUAAUAAGUACUAAAGGUAAUUCUUGUCGGUUUUCUAAAAUUAUCAAAAAUUCGAUACGUUAUUCCAACAUCGAUAUUGGCCAUGCCAUUGAUUCUAAGGUAUUCGAUCGGCGUAAUUAACAAACGCAGAACAAUUAUGUGUUCAAACAAAUGGCUAGUUUAAUGUCAACAUUACUGCAUUAACAGACUUAAAUGAUUAAAAAAAACAACCUUUUUUGCCCUCUUAAAAUCUUCCAUACUCAUAUUUUUUACUGUUUUUUCAUAAUCAUAAGACGGAAUGGUAAAGGUACUCAUUUUUGAUUUCGAAAGCCAAGCUGCUUUAGCCGCGUAGAAUUAUUUUUAUAUAACCAUUUAUUGAUUAAACUAUAGGUGUAAAUACUUCCUCUCCUCUUCCAGAUUUGAUGAUUACCUCUCAAUUAAUAUCUGUAGACUUGCGCUACUUUUUGGCCGUGUAUUAACAAAUUGUGCAAUCCAGAUUUAUAUUAAAUUUCUGUCGCACUAUUUAGCUUAGAAAUCGAAUCAAUCGCUCGUAUUCCUUCGUCCUGAUGUUAAAAGAAUUUAAAUAAGAAUGUUUGAGCAGAUAAAAAAAUACACUUUAGGACAAAACUACGGAGCAUUAAAUAAAAUUAUUCUGUUGUAAAAUUGGCCAGCAGUUAUAUGUUCAAAACUUUCUAAUAAAAAAUAUCAGUGCUUUAACGCUAACACAGCGGUCACACGAAAAGUAAAUGAGUUAAAAAAUAGUUGAAAUUGAAGUGUUCCAGCGCAACAUUUGUUUGAAUCAUAACAUUGUGGUCAGCAUUUGCGCCAUCGCCUCUAUUAGUAGUUGUCAUAGAUUAGUGUAGGUAUUGUUGUGACGGUCGAGUGAGGAUUAGGAAUGAAAUAAGGUCGUGUUUGUUGGCGUAGCUGUUAAGGAAGGGGCGGGGCUUAAAUUCACAAUAAUUUCCGAAGUUUGCCGAAUCUGGCCGAAGUCGACCGAGGAUUAACGCUUGUGGUUUCGUCCUACUUUCGUCAUAUUUACGGGAAAUUUCGUAGAAUUAUUUAGUUGUCGGAUUUGUACUUUGUUUCGUCUACUAUCCAGGCUACGCCCAUUUCGGUGUUUAAAGUUCGGUAAUUUUCGGCUCGUUUACAUUAUACUCAAGUUAGUUAAAACCGCAUGUAGUAAGUGCUCUCUUAUAUUCGGAUCUUGUGUGGCGUUAUGUGAGAUUGUUCUAUGAUAUAUAUUAUACGCAAUUAUGCAUUAUAUUUACAUAGAUAUGUUAACACUUAUACAUAAGACGACACAUAUACACGUAUUUAAAUUGAUAUAAUCGUCUAUUUAUUCUUAAGUAAUUCUGGUUGGAACAAGAUUCGAUGGAAAUAACCCGAAAGUUUGAAGCUCUAUUGAAUGAUAUUGUUGACCUUGAAGUGACAUUUUUGCUGAGUAUGAGGUUAUCCUUUCUGAAUGUUUAUCAUAAAGAUGUGAAGUUUUAAUAUUUGAUGGGCGCAAUAAAGGUUACUUCUCUGCUUUUCCUGCAGAAAUAUGAAAAUAAGGAUAUACCAGAAGUUAUAACAAACAGUAGCUAUAAACUUUGUGUUAUUUUCAACUCCCUUCGUGAUAAAUACACAUAACACCAAUAUUAACAAUAGUAAUAAGAAUUAAUCACCGAUGUAAGACGGCAUUAAGCAUUUAUAAUUAAUAUUUUUAUUAUAAAAGCCGCCUUUGACUUCGCUUAGUACAAAUUUAAUUACUAGAAAUAAUUCAUUAGUAAAUUGUUAAGCAUGCGGCCCAGUGUAUAAUGUAAACUGAGCAUAGAUAAUGUAGAGGAGUUAGGAAUCAAAAUUGGGUAGUUGACACCACUAAUUGUUUGACAGAUAUUCGAAUAAGCUGUCAAAGUUCUAUACCUCCACCGUAUUUGUCUUUUGUCUCCAUUACAUCACUACUUGUUUCUCAUUUUACUUGUUAGUGGCAGAAUGGUCGACAUCAGCACCGACAGUUGGCCAUAAAGAAAAAUAAAAUACAACCACUUUUUAUAAAUUCACGAGCGACAAAAUUAAUUCCAUGUUUUAAACUAAUCUGGCCCCAAAAUGCUUUUAUUUUUGGAAGCAAAAAUGUUUUAGAAUAAUUAUUGUUUUUGGUGUCAGUUACCCAGUUAUCGAGGAUGUUUAGCUAAUUGAAUAGUCGUUGUAACGUGCGCGUGAGUGGAUGGACGUCAGAGAAUUCCUGGUUACUCGCAACUUUGUCUUCAAAACAAACGUGAUACAAAACUAAACGAAAUUGAUGUCGUAUAAAUAUUAAAUGUACGAGCAUCGUCAUGUGAUUUCAGUUGUUUUUAUGUUAAAUGUGACUUUUCUUUUCAAGUGAAAGUUACACAUUUGGACACUGUGUGUGGUUGUUGCAGAAUAUGGGAUUUCACAUGAAUGAAAUCAAUAAAAGUAUUCCACAAAACAUUUGCUACAGGCUCCUUAUUUGCGAGACUUGUUCAGAAAAAAUAAAUUGCUUAGUCGUACUUAAAAGCCUUACCAUCGCCGCAAUUCACUUAAGUUACACAGUGAGAAAAUGUUUGAGCAGCACUGAAAAGUGAAAAGUGAGCAAAGUAGUGUAACCAGAGAAAAGAAAAGUCAAAACCAAAACAAAUGAAGUCAUAUGACGGCGUUCGUACUAUAAUCCUAAUCAUAUUAUAACGCUAGAUGAAAUAUUAUUAUAACUGCGAUAAAACCGUAAAGUGCCCAUUGUGCAAUUGAAUCGAUGUCUGCCGUAUAACUAUUAAAGUUUAAGUUGAUAAUCAAAGUGCCGAUCAGUGUGUAGUCGUAUCGCGAGUCCUACAGGAGCCUUCUUAUUAAUAUAUAUAAAUGUAAAUAAAAGCAAUAUAGACUGGAACAAUUAACAUGGUCGAAUGAUAGUGCUAGAUUUAACAAUAUAGUGACCGAUCGCUAACGCUGUCAUAUCAUGUUAGAACAUUUAUUUUAAAAAACAAUGUGUUGUACCGUCAAAAGUAAUAAAUAGUGCUAGAAACAGAACCAAAUAAAGAAAUAUUUUUGUAAAUUUGUUAUGUUCCUAAAUAAAUCUUAUGUGAUUGUAUAUGGCUGACGAGCAAUUCUGUUUAAAAAUAUAUUUUGCUAGUAUUGAAAUCAAUCGGUGUAAUUUAAGUUUAAUUUUCUAUUUAUCUCUAAUGUUUAGGUACUGAGACGUGCGAUUAUUUAAACAUGUGUCUAUGAUUUGUGUUUUUCAGUAAAAAGGUUUCAGAAUAUAGUUUCAGCUUCUUUAAGUGUUAUAUACCAUAACAAUGUAACAUUUUCAUAUACAAAGAUAAAUAUUAUUCCAAGCAAUAUAAUAGACAGUGCGCGUAAGAUUGUAUAUUUUUAAAAUAUAGAUUCAAUAUAAAUUUACCGUUCGCUAGUGUAGUGACUGUGUUACCGCGGCCACGGUAUGCUUGUGUGCUUUUAUAUUUUAGACUGAUUCUGUAGACACGGAUAGCAACAUGUUGUUAUCUAAGUAACAAAAACUAGGUAUUUUACGCCCUAAGUUUUCAAGAAAAAACGUCAAUUUGUUAUAGCUCAGAGUGCACGUUCGAGCGGUUUGUCAAUAAGUAUUUGUCCUGACGAGGUAUUGCUAUGCUUCGACGAAUUCAGAGCAAGCGUGGACUGAAUAUAAACAUCGAAAUAUUUAUCGCUUUCUAAGAUAUCACGUAGAUCUUCCAACGUUGAGUAACGUCGUGCGUACAAAGCCUAAUGUAAUUUCAUCUUAUUUAAUUUCAUUGGCGAAACUACGCAGAAGUUUCUAGUUUUCAGAAGGACUUCAUAAAAGAUGAAACAAAUUGGGUUCCUAUACAUACGCGUGUACCUGUCCCGAAAAUUAAGGAAUCAAAAAUCACUGUUCAAAAAGGUGGGUACGAUAAUUAAUGCAAUGCACUUGUCAUUGUAGUUGCGAUAUAUUGACCGCAAUAAGAUUUUCAUGGCGAUUCAAAGACAAUAAACAAAGCGUUAGAAGUGUGUGCACACAGCGCCGAUGGCCGCGGCCUUACGCGAAUAGUACCUAUAAUGUAAUAGUAUAAUGUAUCGGAUACGCUUAACUCUCCAUAUGCAGUACCUGCACUUUCGUUUUAUAACAAUAUACAAAUUACAAUAGAUUUAGGAACUUGUAAUAAAUGUAUCUAUGUAUUUUUACGUGCUAGUUUUUAUUUAUUGUUUGUACGAUUUUGUAGAUCAAUUCGAAUUGACUGCUCUUAGGGAGAUUAACGUAAUGUAAGUAAAUAUUUUGCACCUUUAGUUUAAGGGUUAAUAUGUAGAUACAGGACAUAAUGUCGAAGGUUUUUAGCGAGACAUGUUCACAUGGCAAUCGCCUACCAUGUGACAAGUAGAUUUCAUUAGUAUCAUUAUAAGUUUUACAUCGUCGGUUCGUCAUUGGCAGUUCACAUUGGAUCCUCGUAUGCAGCCCAUGUAGGCGUGACGUCAUUGUCAAGUUAUUCCGUGUGCGUGUACGCGAGCAUAGAGCGAUAACUUAUUGGAAAUCAUUGGAAUAUGUUAACGAGCGAUGUUAUUAACACGUGAUCUUUUGUAGUAUAGCAAGAUUUUAUUCCCAGUUCAAAGUUAACAUACUUAGUAAUUAAAGUAAAAAUAUUUUUCUUACAUAAAAUUUAACGUCACAAAUAUAUAUUUAUCAGUAUACGAUUUUAAUAAUACUAUGUAAUCUGGUUAGAUGUUUAAGCACUCUUUUAAAUAUGAUCAAUAGUUAGUAACAUCGCUCGCAAGAAUAGAUAAAGCGACUAGGAAUGUUUGUAUGGAUAUUCGGAAUGGUUCUGACUGUAUUAGCGUGUAGAGAUGGCUAAAAUUAUUAGUAUCGGUGUUAGCAGUUCGCGAGAUGUGGUAAAUAGUAGUGUUCGUGUUAUAGGCAAAGGUAAAUUCGGACAUUCCAAAUAAUUUUCAAAUUGUCGCGGUAAACUCCGCUAAGCAUUUAUUAUGAAUAAUAUAUGGUAUUUGAAAUGUUGGAUUUGCUCGAUGCCUGUAACACAACAGUUAAUUUAGAUAACCGCUACCUCUUUGAAUGCCUGAAAUUGUUCACAGUUUAUUGUCCAAUGUGUGUAACAUGAUGAUGUUUAAAAAAAUGAAAUAAACAUGAAGAAAUUUUGACUCUUAA